GAGGCUGCCCUGGAGGAAGCAGAGGCUGCCUGCCAAGUACCUGCCCACCUGGGGUCAGGGUGAGGGCAAGGCUGUGACUGUGCUGUGAACAGCCUGGAAAAGAGGUGGGUAAACAGGUGGCCCUGGGGCAACAGGCUUUGGUUCUCAGGCUCCUUGUCAAGGAGAGCCAGAAAUAAAAAGCACGUAAAUCAGAGAAACACAAAAUACAUAAAAAGAGAAUAGCUAUUUUUCCAACUCCCUCACUUACUCGUGUGUCUAUACAGUUCUGGAAGAAUCAGACACGAAGGGCAGUUUGCUUAGUCUGAUCAUAGCUAAUGUAUCGUUCAUUCAUUCACCAAGAUGUUUUGAGCACCUACCUUACGCCCUCAAGAUAAACUCUGAAAAUGAAGAACCCUGUAUCCCAGAGCUCACAUCUUAAUGGCAGAGGGGAAGUGAAAACAGAAUAUAUAUAACAAGUAAAUAAACAGGAUGAUUUCAGACUGUGUUCAUGCUCUGAAGGAAAUAACAGGGUUAUGCGACAGAAAGUAUUCGCUCAGGUGGAAGGGAGUCCUACUUUGGACGCCGUGUCAGAAACACCUCCCUGGGGCACAAAGCUUUUGGCAGAGAGGUGGCCAGUGUGCCCCGAGCGCAGCAAGCUGACGCUGGAGAGGCGGCCGCAUCCGUGGGGCAGGGUCCUGGCGGAUGCCUGUGAUGGCGGGAAUGCGGCUGGAAAUACCACUCGGCCAUCCUCCCGGGUGCAUUAGCGAGCGCUGUGGUCUCCCGACGGCCCUCCGCAGGCCGACCUGGGUUUAAGUUUGGGAAACCCCACUCUCCUGACCUUGGUAAAGCUGCCUGAUUUCCCUCACUUGAAUAAUCAGCGAUUUCUCUUCCUUGUGUGGGGACUGGCUCCAAACCUCAGCCUUAUCAAUUAAUCCUUACCCUUCUAAACAGCCGUUUACAAAACUAGCAGUAUUUUAAAAAGAAACCCACAAAAUUUAAAUAGAACAAUACUGCAUAAACAAUCGGGGAGUAAAUUCCCCGGGAAAAACUGAUCAUGUGGUUGGGGUAACCAGCUGUCAUUCGGCUGACGGGGGCCUAUGGGACUCAAUGUCGAUCCCAGGUCUGGGUGGCCCCGGGCGCUCCCGCUCGCUUUCCGCUUCCGAAGCCCAGAGCAGAAGCGCUUCAGAGCUGACAGCCAUCGAGGGCCCCGCGCUCCCCCUCGUCCUGCUGGGCGAGCUGCACCCGGCCGAGCCCGGUGACAGUGGCGGGGGGGGGGCGGGAGCGAGAGGCGGCCAGGGAGCUGUCGCGGCGCCCUUUCCUUCAGGAAAGUAAGUGCGAAGCGGCGCGGGGUUGGCCCGCGCGGCGACGGGAGGCGGCCCAGGGGGAAGAAGCAGGAAGACAGCGACUCUGGGAGCCGACCAGGAGGAGGGCCCAGGCUGCGGGGCGCGUCCGCACAACCGGAGCCGGGCCCCCAGCCCUUAGCUACCCGGUUCCCCCGACGCGGGCGCGAGGGGCGGGGCUCAGGCACGAGGCCAAUGGGAGGGCGAGCCGGGGCUGGGCGGGACGCCAGGCGGCGAGAAGACCAAUGGGAGGCCGAGCCGUGGGCAGGGGCGGGUCGCCAAGCGGCGAGAGGGCCAAUGGAAAGCUGGGCAGGGGAGCGCGGGCUGCUGCCAACCCGCGCCUCGGGAGAGGGACCCGGAAGGCGGUGGGGGCGGGGAGCAGGGCUGACAACCUGUCAAAUCUACUUUGGGACGAUGUAGGUCACGCGCCUCCUGGAGCCUGGGCGCUCCCGCCCUGCGAGGCCCGGUGGGUGGCCCGCGGGCCGGGCCCGGUCGCUUCCUCUUCCUGCGGCGGCGGGAGCGGGGCGGGACACCUGCAUCCCGGCCCCCGGCAGGCCGCGCUGCUCCUGGCCGUCGGCCGCGCGGUCUUCCCCGACAGUCGGCCCAUCGCGGCCUCGCAGUUGAAAGUAUGGCCCUCCCGAGCGGCUUUACGUGCCGAGAACCCCCCACGCGUGCGGCGGUCCCCACGCCGCUCGCCGAGGGGCACGGCGCCUCCUUCCCGCGAGCCCGCGUUUGCGGAAGCCGCGGACCGCCGCACUACUUGGCGCGGAAGGAGAGGCGAGCGGCGGAGGGAUCGCGGCCCAGAGGGAGGGGCGCGCUUGGACCGGUCCGCGCUGGACCGCUGUCCGUUCUGUCCCUGGUGCCGCCGGAGGGGACAGGCCUGCGCUGCGGCGGUGGCGUGACGGGGCUCCGGGGCGGGAGGCCGCUUUGUAUCCGCGCGGGACGCGGCGUCCCGCGUCGCUGGGCUCCGUUCCCUGCAGCCGGCCCCCAGCCCUCCAGCGUUUCCCCGCGGGUACGAGGCGACGUUAGCGCGGGUCCCGGGACACCCCGUGGGAUCCGUUCCCCGCUUCGCUCAGCCCGCGUCCAGGUCUGCGCAGUGUGGACCGCGGCAGCGUAUCCGCCUGUUCAAGGUUCUCAAGAUGGAUGUGGAUGCACGUCUCUAAGCAACACUUACGUUACUGUGUUGAUUCCAUUCAUUAUUGUUUCUUGAUGCAAAUAUGCUGAGGACUUUUGCAUUGAAUGGUCAGCAUAUGAAAUGCUUUGUGUAAUUUUUACUACUUGGGCACCCAGAUUAUGUUAAUUUCCACCCCCAGAACAAGGUGAUACAUUGUUUUAACUAACAGUGACCAACUUCUCCACUCCUCCCAAACUGAAUAAAACCUAAGGAUGACAAUGUAGAUUUAAAGAACUGAAAUUCGAAAGUAUUUUAAAUGAAAAUUUUUGAAAAGGCAAUUAUUUGAAGUGUUUCUUCGCAAUAUUACAGUGAAAUGGAAUAAAAAACACUUUCAAAUAAUAUUUCUUUAAACAAAUAUUUCUUGAAUACAUACAUUGUGUUCAAACAUGUGCAUGUGAAAGCAUUGUGUUCAAACAUUUUAUUACUUUAGCAAAUGCAUAUUUCAUCAGUAAAAAUUUUAUUUCGUUUUAAAGUCCAGCCUUUAAGUGCAUUUUAGCCACCGCAUUUGGAAGAAAACAAUAUGCUACAGCAUCUGUGUAUAGAAUAUACAUAUGUAAAUUUUUUUACAUUUACAAGAAGCAUGGUCACCAAGAAAACUCUAGAUAAAAAUUAAAAAAAUAAAAUGUUUUAAAUUCAACAUAAACAUGAGCUUAGUCAUCAGUAAUAUUAUAAUUCUUGAACUACCAUAUUAUUACUGUAUUAUAUGGUAUUAUCAAAGAUUGGAAUAGACAUCCAACCUUUUUUAUUAAAAUCAAACAAAACAACAAAAGGACCUUUAAUAUGUUUCAUUAUAGCUAAUUCCUUAUUGCCAGCUAUUUUCCAAAGGGAGAACUUGUUAUCUAUUUUGACCAAUUGGCAACCCAACAGUGUUAGAAGCUCUUUGCAUUCACUGAAAAUAAAAAAAAAGUACCAUCUUUUCUUACUUCAAAAGUUUUGUUAUCAAUUUCCACUGAAAGGUAAGUUUUUUUUGUUCAUCCUUUUAAUGUUAAUUAAUCAUGAAGAAAAUAAAACCACAAGUGUUUUUCUUCAACAAGCCACAGGAUUGUCCAUAGCAGAAAGUCAAUACUCAAAACAUGAGAAUGAAUUGUAUAUCCCUAUAUAAAAACUGCAUGCUGGAAUUUAACCACUAGAUAUAUUACAUUAAUAGGUAAAACUGGAGAUUUUAAAUUUUAAAGUGCUAUACUAAAACAAUCAUCUUGAUGCUUUUGGGUAAAUUUUCACUCCUUUAACAAAAGGUAAAAAACAGCAGUUCUUGAAAUGAGUGUUUUGAUAUGAUGUGUCACAUCUUUUUUCCUAAUUUCAUAAGAAAGCUAAUUCCAUUUCUCUCCUCAAAUAUAAAAAUUAGAAACAUUCUGCCUUAAUUAUUUCUUCUCUUGUAUCCCUUAGCUAGCAAAUUCUUUUGGAAUAGACUCAGGAAAUUAAUUACCUUUAUAAAUGGAGUUACUGUUUUGUUUAAAUACUUCAUGUGUAAUUUUACAAUUCCCUACCAAGAUGUCUUGGCAGUUUUUUUUUCUCAGCUGGCAGUGCAUUUCCUGGACUAGAAGGAAAGAGCAGGCAACCCCUUAAAUAUUUUGGGGAGGGCAAGUGGCUUCACCCUAGAGUAAAGAUACCCUCAUGGCAGCUCAGUCUCGGCUAUGUGAUUGGAAAUUCAGCUUGGACGAAAAAAAGGUAAAAGGUUCUGUGAAUGAGAAAUAAAUAAGCCUUGAGUUAGAGGUUGUAAGCCAGUGGGCUGCAGAUGUAUUUUGUUUGCCUCUCACAAUGUUUAGAAAUUUUUUAAUUACUUUCCAAGAUUUUAAAAAUGAGAGAUUUCAGGCAGAAAUACACAGGAUUAUAGCUUCUCUUGAAAGUUAGAUAUGGCCCAAUUCCUGCUUCCUUGCCUGCCGCUAUAGCUGACUAGUUGCCGACCUCUUUAGACAGGGUGUACACUCUAUAUUUUGGGCUCAGUACAAUCAUUUAUUUUAACCACAAGGCCACUGGAGGAAUCUGUGUUUGGAAUACUUGCUCGAGGUUAUAUAAAUUUGUGAAGGACUUCAUUACAGAGAGAAAUUAGGCUUAGCAAGCGUAGAGAGAUGAUCUUUGUUAACUGGAAUUAUGUAUGGCAACCCACAAGCAUCCCAUUGUGUGUCUUACCAGUCCCCUGGUACAGGGAAAGGUCAGCUUGUAUCAAAGUGAAAUAUUUUUGUGCUGUACUUUCGACUUGAAAAGUCACCGCCUUGAUUCAAAUGAAUAUCACUGGAAGUCUUGACAAUAGAACCUGUGAAAGACCAUACAGAAGAAGGGAUCCCCUAAAGGGCUACAAAAUAACAAUAAUGAUGAUGAUAGUAGCAAUGUCUUGAUAUUAUUGAGCAAUAACUAUGGGCCGGACAUUGUUCUAAGUACUUUAUCUGAACUCCGUCAUGUUAUUGUAUCUUAGUUUCCCAUUUGCUACUCACCUUCCUUUUCUUGUUGCACCUGCCUUGAACCCUCUGAAAUCCAGACAUGAGGUGAGGGCUAUAGUUGGCUGCACCUUAGGGUGGCACAACCCUAUGGCCAUCACUGCUCCUAAAAGUGUCUGGAUGUCCUUUACUACUUUUCCCUGGCCGUACUCCAAACUUGUCCUCUCGUAGGCCUCUUCCUGUCACAUUCUGUGCAUCCUUUCCUAUUGGCAUCAGACUUCUCACCUCAGCAAGAAAUACUCCCUUUUUAGGGCAGAGAAGAGAGAGAAUCAGGCUGAGGCAACAAAUUGGUAGGAAAAAAUGAGACGAAAGACAGAGAAAUAGGAUAGCACUAAGGACAGGUAGGUGGAGAGCGACACAGAAACACCAGUCACCCACCCUGUCCUCUGCCAUCAACAGCAUCGUCAAAUCCACAGCAAGACCCAAGAGUAACAGCCGGACACUAGAAAAUGUUCCAAGUUGUGUCAGAUGGAUUCCGUGUUUGAUGAUUGCUGGGAGUGUGAAGACCAGCUCUGCAGAGUUACAUUCGGUAAGAGGAUUUUUAAUUUCAGCCAAAGAACUCACCACUUCAUUUUGUAGCAAGCUCCAGUCCAUUCUGGAAAAGGUGAGCAUUCAUAUAAUGAAUAAAUAGUAUCAAUAUUUUGCCUCAGUAGAAAAACCCUGAAUAAACAAGCAACAGUUUCUUCCUUGUUUCAAUAUUAAAUUGCCUAGUUGGACUAAAGCAGAUCUUUAAAAUCAUGAAAACUGCCUUGAGUCACUCUAACUUUGUCUUCUACUGUACUUGUAUUUAUUUAGGCUUCACGGGAAUUAUGUUUUGGGGACGUGCUGAGGCACGGAAAGCUUAAAUGAAGUCAUGUCCCCCACCGUCCACCCCGUAAUGCAUAUGUUUAAGCCUUGCUCUUUAAAUACAACUGUGUCUGGAGAUGGGGCCUCAGGGAGGUAACUAGGGAUAAAUGAAGGCCCAGGGUGGAGGCCCCGACCCCAGAGGAUCGGGGUCCUUUGUGAGGACAAGCAUCAGAGAGCUUGCUCUCCCCCUGCCCUGC
Messenger RNA from Manis javanica (Malayan pangolin), 5971 nucleotides. Lineage: Eukaryota; Metazoa; Chordata; Mammalia; Pholidota; Manidae. The record is from RefSeq and is a predicted model, not a curated record.